This is a messenger RNA of Drosophila gunungcola (fruit fly), 1302 nucleotides long. RefSeq lists its product as uncharacterized. The transcript is spliced from 2 exons. Lineage: Eukaryota; Metazoa; Arthropoda; Insecta; Diptera; Drosophilidae. Bases 92 to 1162 code for a protein of 356 amino acids. The record is from RefSeq and is a predicted model, not a curated record.
AGGCGCUGCUGUACUAUAAAUAAUGUAGACUCGACCAGAAAAGGCACAGUCACAACUCAGCCUUCGCGGUGUUGAAUUGGUUCUGAGCAAAAUGAAAUUUCUGAUCGCUUUCGCCCUGGUGGCAGUGGCCAGCGCAGAUGUCUCGCAUCUGUUCUCGCACAGCAACAACCUGCAGGAGGAUGGCUACCACUACAGCCCGCCCCGUGCCCCCGUCGUCAUUGAUGUGCCCUACGUGCCACAUGAGUCUGCCCCACCAGUAGUGGUGUAUGAGGCACCCAAGCCCAAGCCAACGCCCGCCCGCCCCGUCUACACCGCCCCCCCGGUGGUCCACCACCCCACGCCCGCUGGCGUCCUCAAGGACGAUGGCUACCACUACGGCCAGCCCUCGGUGAAGUUCGAGGUUAAGGCUCCUCCCCCACCAAAGGUUGAGUACCUGCCUCCCGCACCCACCAAGAAGGUGUACGUUGCCCCACCACCAGUGUACGUGCCUCCCCCAACCAAGAAGGUCGUUGUGUACACCCCACCCCCACCACCACCACCGAAGAAGGUCGUGUACACCCCACCCCCGACUGGCAUCCUCAAGGACGACGGCUACCACUACGGCCAGCCCUCUGUGAAGUUCGAGGUUAAGGCUCCACCCCCACCAAAGGUUGAGUACCUGCCUCCCGCACCCACCAAGAAGGUGUACGUUGCCCCACCACCAGUCUACGUGCCACCCCCCACCAAGAAGGUCGUGUACACCCCACCCCCAACCAAGAAGGUCUACGUCGCCCCCAAGGUCGAGUACCUGCCCCCUGCAGAAACCAAGAAGGUCGUCGUCUACACCCCACCCCCACCACCACCGCCGAAGAAGGUCGUCUACACCCCACCCCCGACUGGCAUCCUCAAGGACGACGGCUACCACUACGGCCAGCCCUCGGUGAAGUUCGAGGUCAAGGCUCCUCCCCCGGUCUAUGUGCCACCCCCACCAACCAAGAAGGUGUACGUUGCCCCGCCCCCAGUGUAUGUGCCACCCCCAACCAAGAAGGUCGUCGUCUACACACCACCCCCACCACCACCACCGACCAAGAAGGUGUACGUGGCCCCCAAGGUCGAGUACCUGCCCCCCGUGCAGAAGGGCUACAGCUACCCCAACGACCCCCAGCCCUCGUUUAACUACUAGGCUGAUCCAGCACAUUGUAAAUACACAGAUUAAGUAUUAGCCAUAUUUGUGAACGAAUUGUGAAUGAGUGGCUUGGCCUUUCGCAGGAAAGCCGAAUCCACUUCGAAUAAACGUGAAAAUAAAAAUCUUUCGAUUUUAAA